Cynocephalus volans (Philippine flying lemur) is the source of this 1068-nucleotide messenger RNA. It is a transcript of the gene TGIF2, whose product is annotated as TGFB induced factor homeobox 2. The record is from RefSeq and is a predicted model, not a curated record. NCBI's taxonomy places the organism in Eukaryota, Metazoa, Chordata, Mammalia, Dermoptera, Cynocephalidae. Gene Ontology annotation, biological process: negative regulation of transcription by RNA polymerase II. The transcript is spliced from 3 exons. The coding region runs from base 138 to 851 and encodes 237 amino acids. Gene Ontology annotation, molecular function: DNA-binding transcription repressor activity, RNA polymerase II-specific; RNA polymerase II cis-regulatory region sequence-specific DNA binding.
GGCCCGGCAGGUACGCGGCGCGCUGUCCCGGCGCCCCCCGCCCCCUGCCAGGACGUCCCUCACCCAGCCCAGGGCCUAGUGGACCGGAAAGCCGCUCGGAAAAGUUUUCCCAAGGUCCAGCCUAGCCCCCAGACACUAUGUCGGACAGUGAUCUAGGUGAGGAUGAAGGCCUCCUCUCCCUGGCAGGCAAGAGGAAGCGCAGGGGGAACCUGCCCAAGGAGUCUGUGAAGAUCCUCCGGGACUGGCUGUAUUUGCACCGCUACAAUGCCUAUCCUUCAGAGCAGGAGAAGCUGAGCCUUUCUGGACAAACCAACCUGUCAGUGCUGCAGAUAUGUAACUGGUUCAUCAAUGCCCGGCGGCGGCUUCUCCCAGACAUGCUUCGGAAGGACGGCAAAGACCCUAAUCAGUUCACCAUUUCACGUCGCGGGGGUAAGGCCUCAGAUGUGGCCCUCCCCCGUGGCAGCAACCCUUCAGUGCUGGCUGUGUCUGUACCAGCCCCCACCAACGUGCUCUCCUUGUCCGUGUGCUCCAUGCCACUCCAUUCAGGCCAGGGGGAAAAGCCAGCAGCCCCCUUCCCACAGGGGGAGCUGGAGCCCCCCAAGCCCCUGACAACCCCUGGUAGUACACUCACCCUGCUGACCAGGGCUGAGGCAGGAAGCCCGACAGGUGGACUCUUCAACACACCACCACCCACGCCCCCAGAGCAGGACAAGGAGGAUUUCAGCAGCUUCCAGCUGCUGGUGGAGGUGGCACUACAGAGGGCUGCUGAGAUGGAGCUUCAGAAGCAGCAGGACCCAUCACCCCCAUUACUGCACACUCCCAUCCCUUUAGUCUCUGAAAACCCCAAGUAGGCAUCUGCCAACAGGGGUGCUCGAGGCUCAAGCCAGCUGUCCUGGGUUUCUGUUUUGGUUCCCUUCCAUACGGAGGGUUUUCUAUGGAUCAUUGCCAAACAUUGGGAUCAUCUCCUCAGUCCAGAGGUCGUCAGCAGGAAGGCCCAGCUGGCGUUGCUGCACUGUGAUGGGUCCUCUCCUCUGCUGACUCUGCGGUUUCUCCAGGCCUUCUCUCAGU